Molecule: messenger RNA, 1785 nt
Organism: Synchiropus splendidus (mandarinfish)
Lineage: Eukaryota; Metazoa; Chordata; Actinopteri; Syngnathiformes; Callionymidae
Product: RNA-binding protein 39-like
Exons: 15
Coding region: 112-1602 (496 amino acids)
Biological process (GO): mRNA processing
Cellular component (GO): nucleus
Molecular function (GO): RNA binding
Source: RefSeq, a predicted model, not a curated record
AUCGCGAGAACACGUUGAGUCCGCGGAACACAGCCUGGAUCCGGGGCCUGGCCGACAGACUCAAGACGAACACUUUCUUCCACGUUGUGCGAGGUAUACGUGGGAAGCAUCAUGUCAGAUGACCUGGACAUCGAGGAGAUGUUGGAGGCUCCGUUUAGAAAGGAGGACAAGACUGCCAGCCCAGAAGUUCCAGAAGAGCGUCUCAAGAGAAAAAAAAGACGAAGCCACAGCCGUGACAGGAAGCGCAGCCGGAGCCGCGAUCGGAAGAAAAGUCGAAGUCGAGAGCGCAAACGCAGCCGAGACCGGCGUCGUAGCCACAGCCGGGAACGCAGACGCAGUCGAAGCAGAGACAGAGGGGGGCGCUAUAUGGACCAUCACAAAAUCGUCAGACGUUCCAGGAGUAAAAGUCCUGUCAGACGAGAGAAGAGUCCGGUCAGACUUCCGAUCGGGAACUUGACUCCUGAAGAGAGGGAUGCUCGGACCGUCUUCUGCAUGCAGCUCGCUGCCCGGAUCCGACCCAGAGACCUGGAGGAGUUCUUCUCUGCUGUGGGAAAGGUUCGCGACGUCCGGAUGAUCUCAGACAGGAACUCUCGAAGGUCAAAGGGCAUUGCUUACAUCGAGUUUGUGGAAGCUAGUUCAGUCCCUCUGGCCAUCGGACUGACUGGUCAAAGAUUGCUGGGAGUGCCGAUCAUUGUCCAGGCGUCCCAGGCGGAAAAGAACCGGGCAGCAGCAGCAGCAGCACUGAGCCUUCAGAAAGGAGCUACAGGUCCGAUGAGAUUGUAUAUUGGGUCAUUGCACUUCAACAUCACAGAGGAGAUGCUGCGAGGAAUCUUUGAGCCAUUUGGUCGUAUCGAGAACAUCCAGCUGAUGAUGGACAGUGAGACGGGUCGCUCGAAAGGUUAUGGCUUCAUCACAUUUUCAGACGCAGAGUGCGCCAAAAAUGCCCUGGAGCAGCUGAAUGGCUUUGAGCUUGCUGGCCGACCGAUGAAGGUGGGUCAUGUGACGGAGCGCACCGACCCGGCAUCAGCAGCCUCCUUGCUGGACAGCGACGAGCUGGACCGCAGCGGGAUUGACCUGGGAACGACUGGACGACUGCAGCUGAUGGCCCGACUGGCUGAGGGUACCGGGCUGCAGAUGCCCCCUGCCGCUCAGCAGGCGCUGCAGAUGAGUGGUGCCAUCGCCAUCGGAGCGAUGGCCGCUGUUUCGGCUGCCAUGAAUCCUGCUCUCAGUAUGAACUCUGGACCUAUGAAUCUUCCGUCUCAACCUCUGGCCACACACUGUUUUCAGCUGACCAACAUGUUCCACCCGCAGAGGGAGGAGGUUCCAGGAUGGGAGGUGGAUAUUCAACAUGACGUCAUUGAGGAAUGUAACAAACAUGGCGGCGUGGUGCAUGUUUAUGUCGAUAAGAACUCACCUGAGGGUAACGUGUACGUCAAAUGUCCGACAAUCCCAGUUGCCAUGGCGGCGGUGAAUGCCCUUCACGGGCGAUACUUUGCAGGUAAGAUGAUUACUGCGGCAUACGUCCCUCUCCCCACGUACCACAAGCUGUUUCCCGGUGCUGCCACUGCCACUCAGCUGUUGGCCCCGCCCACUCGCCGGUGACUCACCAAGUCGUCUAUGAACACAUCACUUCUCCAGGAUCACUUCCUGUCUCCUGUUGCUCGUUCUAGAGGAAGUGGUAGUGACCUGUUGUCUGCUUGUCUCACCUUGUUAGGAGGCAGGUGAUGAAGAAACAUUUGUUUUCUAUUCAACACUUGAACUUGAUCUGAUUAAACUUUAUUUUGA